AUGGAUGCUUUCAGAUUGUUGACCAGGUCAACAAAAUUCAAGUCGAGCGCUGCGUCGGCUGCAGAGUCGACUGCUCGUCUGCCCUCGACAGGCAAGGCGGCGAAUCCACAGCUCUUCCGAACCACCGCAGGCGAGAAGCUCGAGUCGGCGAAGAACAAGAAGAAGAGAAAGAGAGCCGCUGCCGCCGACGAAGAAGAGGGCGACAAUGAUGCAGCUGAGCUAGACUUUUUCCAGUCCUCUAAGCGCCCCUCCGCUGCUAAGGCGGAGUCUUCUGCUACCGCCAAGGACGAUGAGGAUCAAAAGUCUGACCAAGAUGAUGAAUCCGAUGAAGAGGAUGAAAUGGAUGAAGUCGAGCGCCGCACGAUCCUAAAUUCGCAUAAGAUCAAGGUGACUGAUCUACGGGACUUGGACGAGAUUCAACCCCAGGCCCAGCCGGUGGCUACCACGGAAUCCAAGAAGAAAAAGAAGAAGCAAAAGAAAGAUGAGACGCCCGUUCUCAGCAAAAAGGAGCAGAAGCGUGCACGUCGCGUGUAUCCCCAGCCUUUGACUUCGUUCAAGGAGUUGCGCACGAGAUACAAGAUCUCGAGUCGGUUGGCGGAGAAUGUUGCGGAGCAGGGCUUUACGGUGCCUACGGAAGUGCAAUUGGGAACGUUGCCUCUUCUUCUGGGUGAUUCUUCUAUUUCAUCAAAGUCUGGUGAAGAGCCGGAUUUGCUGGUCGUUGCGCCAACUGGAAGUGGAAAGACGCUUUCAUUCUUGAUCCCUGUGAUCAACAAGAUUGUUCGACACCACCACUCCUCGCUGUCUAAUGAGCAUGGUAUCUUGUCAAUCGUUGUGGCUCCGACCAAGGAGCUGGCAAGUCAGAUUGUCAACGAGGGCCGGAAAUUGGUGGCCGGUACGGGUGUGAAGAUCACUUUGAUGAAAAAGGGCAUGCGUGUUGUGGAACGCGACGAUGAGAGUGAAGAAAAUGUCCUUGAUGAGGACAGCGAGGCAUCCGAGUCUGAGUCUGAAGAAGACGACGACAAGCCGAAGAAGCCUUCGAGCAAAGUUCCUAUCACUAAGAGCGAUAUCUUGGUCACUACGCCACUUCAACUCGUGAACGCCCUCUCAGAGCAUCAGACUAGGCCUAUGGCUAAACUGCCCCUGGUCCGUAGUCUGGUCCUCGACGAAGCAGAUGUCCUACUCGACCCGCUCUUCCGAGAGCAGACGCUCGACAUCUGGCGCUCAUGCAUCCACCCAGAUCUACGCGUGAGCCUUUGGUCUGCAACCAUGGGCUCCAACAUUGACGAUCUCACCCGAUCAACGAUCAAAGAGCGACAAGCCGACAUUGGCCAGAUAAGCACAACACAACACCCACUCGUCCGUCUCGUCGUCGGCCUCAAGGACUCCGCCAUCCCCAACAUCGAACACAAACUCGUCUACGCCGCCACCGAGCAAGGCAAGCUCCUCGGUCUGCGCCAACUUCUCCGCCCAGCCGCUGCCACAGCCUCAGACGUCCGCCUCCGCCCACCAUUCCUCAUCUUCACUCAAACCAUCCCCCGUGCCAUCGCCCUGCACUCCGAGCUUAAGUACGACAUCCCCGCCGAAGCAGGCGGUUCCUCUCGUAUCGCAGUGCUGCACUCGGAUCUAUCAGACACCCAGCGAUCCGAAAUUAUGCGUGAUUUCCGCAAGGGCGAGAUCUGGAUCCUCGUGACAACCGACCUUCUCGCCCGAGGCGUGGAUUUCCGCGGCAUCAACGGCGUCGUCAACUACGACAUCCCCAACUCCGCCGCCGUCUACGUCCACCGCGUUGGCCGAACCGGCCGUGCCGGUCGCGAGGGCGGUAUUGCCGUGACAUAUUACACGAAGGAGGAUAUCCCCUACGUCAAGAGCAUUGCCAACAUCAUCGACGUGAGCGAGAAGCUGCGCGGCACCGAGGGCGAAAAAUCCAUUCAGAAGUGGCUUCUGGACUCGCUACCUGAUUUGAGCAAGAAGGAUAAGAAGGAGCUGAAGAAGCAUGGCGUUAAGGCGCGACAGGUCUCGAAGCAGGUUGGUAAGGAUGGUAAAGAGGGUAAUGGGAAGGGUUUGCGGGGGAUGAGAAUUAGUACGAAGAGUGGAUUUGAGAGACGGAUGGAGAAUCGGAGGAAGGGGGCUAUUGAGGCGAGUCGGAAUCGGAAGGCGAAUGAGACGGUGGGAAGAGGUGGGGAGGAGAGUGAUAAUGGGAGUUGGAAUGGGUUGGAUGAUUAG
This is a messenger RNA of Penicillium subrubescens, 2223 nucleotides long. It is a transcript of the gene rok1, whose product is annotated as RNA-dependent ATPase ROK1. The record is from RefSeq and is a predicted model, not a curated record. Bases 1 to 2223 code for a protein of 740 amino acids. NCBI's taxonomy places the organism in Eukaryota, Fungi, Ascomycota, Eurotiomycetes, Eurotiales, Aspergillaceae. Gene Ontology annotation, cellular component: 90S preribosome. The transcript has a single exon. Gene Ontology annotation, biological process: maturation of SSU-rRNA. Gene Ontology annotation, molecular function: ATP binding; RNA helicase activity; nucleic acid binding.